Molecule: messenger RNA, 1071 nt
Organism: Hermetia illucens (black soldier fly)
Lineage: Eukaryota; Metazoa; Arthropoda; Insecta; Diptera; Stratiomyidae
Gene: Gtpx
Product: probable phospholipid hydroperoxide glutathione peroxidase
Exons: 4
Coding region: 209-910 (233 amino acids)
Biological process (GO): response to oxidative stress
Molecular function (GO): glutathione peroxidase activity
Source: RefSeq, a predicted model, not a curated record
AUCCACGCACCAAUGCAUUAACAGCUGUCAAAGCAAGCUGCCGGCCAAUUGGAAGUGCGUAUCGGCUUUUAUCGACUAUCGAAAUUCUGUUUGUAAACUGUAUAAAAAGCAUAAUUUGCGCCCGACUGACUCAUUUCCAUAAAGUUGCGGUUGAUUAUUGCCGGCUAAUAGCAUAUUAAGCAGCACAUCCCGAGUCCUUGCAGCUGAAAUGCUGGCACGCAAUCUGCGCCGGUUGACCUGCUUAAGGACAACAUCGACGUCCUCGUCUAUGUUGAAUCCGAACAAAGCAAAAAUUGUUCCAGAACAACUGAGUUUAUUAGUCGCCGCAUACAGAAACCUUUCAGUAUCAAUUAUUUGCAACUCGCCCCCCAAGACGCAAAGUACAACAAACGCAGUAGCCAAGAUGUCGGACGAAGACUAUAAAUCAGCAGGUUCAGUUUACGACUUCACCGUAAAAGACAACGCUGGGAAUGAUGUAAAACUUGACAAGUACAAGGGACAUCCCCUUCUCAUUGUCAACAUUGCGUCCAAGUGUGGACUCACCAAGAACAACUAUCAGAAAAUCACACAAUUAAAAGAGAAGUACUACGAACAGGGUUUGAGAAUUCUAUCGUUUCCAUGUAAUCAGUUUGGUGGGCAGAUGCCGGAAGCCAAUGGGGAGGAAAUGGUUUGCCAUCUAAGAGAUGCUAAGGCGGAUGUUGGAGACGUUUUUGCAAAGAUAAACGUUAACGGAAAAGAUGCUGAUCCUCUCUACAAGUAUCUGAAACACAAACAAGGAGGCACUUUGGGUGAUGCGAUCAAGUGGAAUUUCACUAAAUUCUUGGUAGAUAAAAAUGGACAGCCAGUGAAGCGCUACUCUCCCACAACUGAUCCCAUGGAUAUUGCCCAAGAUAUUGAGAAAUAUUUAUAAAUUGUUAAACACUUUUAUCAAAUGCAUUAUUCUAUCUUACUAUCAUUCAUCACUAUGUUAUUUGCUUGGGAACGCAUGUUGUUUUCAAUUAUCUAUCUGGUAUAUGUGAUUUUUCAACGUAUAUAUGUAUCUGAAUAAAAAUAAAAGUCGCUUCUAAGUUA